Messenger RNA from Trifolium pratense (red clover), 1743 nucleotides. RefSeq names its product thioredoxin-like protein CXXS1. Lineage: Eukaryota; Viridiplantae; Streptophyta; Magnoliopsida; Fabales; Fabaceae. The record is from RefSeq and is a predicted model, not a curated record. Bases 1118 to 1507 code for a protein of 129 amino acids. The transcript has 3 exons.
AGGGUUCGAUAUCUGACUAGUGCAUAUAAAAAAUAUAUAUGUUGGGAGGAUAAAUGAAUCUCAAAAUGAAUCACAAUCAUCAGUAGCACGAGAGAUUAGUCUCCUAGUUGCGCGCGGAUAUCUUAACUUACCAAAAUAAGCAUAAGCUAUAAUAUUAUUAAUUAAUUAACAUUAACAUGGUCUUCUUUGUUUUGGUAUUAACCCUCAGGUUCCCAGAAGAAAGGGCCCGGUAAUCCAGAAUUCGAUCGUGAGGUAAGUAAAGAAUUGUUUUCACCGGGAAUCUAAAAUUGCCUAUCUUGAUUUACCAAAAUAAAUAUAAGCUAUGAUAUGAUAUUUUUUAUGCCAAAUAAAUGCUGCUAGUAAGACAUAGCAAUAACAUGCAGAUUAAGUACACUGUAUUCUUUACCUGAUAAGCUUAACCAUCCACCCUUACCUUACCAGUUUCAACCUUCAAAGGAUAGGGAUAAGGUUGAUUUAUGGUAUAAAUUUUAAUAAUGAUAUGAUAUGACCCAAAACACAAAACAAUACACAAGGAUGACCUACACAGUACACAGUUCAAAAUGUGCUGGCAGUCAAUGUCAUGAUAAUACUAUACUAUAAGAGAUUUUGGCUGUGAAAAUGACAAUAAUGAUAUGAUCUUUAUCUAAAAAUGUUAGGUUCUCAUUGGAAUAAGAAACCUUAAGGUUCAAUUCUGGUCAGGUUUUAGCCUACUAAAAGUUAAAAACUAAAAAUAGAUUCUUUGCUUAUCACUGGCUCCUAUCAUAUAAAAAAAAAAAAGGAAUAAAGAAAAACCCAAAAUUUGUUUGGAACUAUAGAAGUUGCCAACUUUUAGUGUGUUUUUGCAUGUCGACAUAAAAUUACAUGAGUCACUGAAUAGAUGAUAAAUGCGUUUGUCUAACUGUAACAUGCAUCAACCACAUGAGCAUAGCUGAAGAAUUGGCUAACAUAAUGGCCCCAGCUAGAUAAGAUUGGUUAUAUCUUGUACUAUACAGGUCAAUUCAAUUUCUGUCUUAUCUAUAAGAAAAACCAGCAUUUCUUCUAUAGUAUAUAUAGUGUAUGUGGGACUCCCAUAUAUUUGUAUCAGAAUCAGAACACCCUUUUUAUGAAGUAGAGAAAAAUGGGUGGUCAACAACAGAACAAAAAGUCUAAGGUUGUGAAAAUUGACUCAAGGAAAUCAUGGGAACACCACAUCAUUGAAGCUACCAAAAAAGGUUACCUUGUUAUGGUUCAUUUCUCUGCUUAUUGGUGCAUGCCUUCUGUUGCUAUGGACCCUUUCUUUGAAGAGCUGGCUUCCACCAAUCAAGAUGUCCUCUUUCUGAAGGUGGAUGUGGACGAAGUUAAGGAAAUAGCCUCCAAAAUGGAAAUCAAUGCCAUGCCAACCUUUUUAUUGAUGAGUGGAGGAACUCCAGUGGAUAGAGCUGUUGGUGCAAAUCCUGAUGAAGUAAGGAAAAGGAUGGACCAUUUUAUCCACCAAACACAUUCCUCCAAAUCUCAAUAUGAUGCAUGAUCACCACAUUCAACAGACUUUGUCUGAGAUGUAAAUAAGAUCUACAAGUUUUUUUUUUUUAAUUUUAAAAUCUUAUUUAUUUCAAUGUGAGCUAUGGUGUUGGUUUUUGUAUUAAUUUGUAAAAUUAUGUUUGGUGUGUGGAUGUGAAGUGACAAAUUGUGAGGUUGUUAUUGUAAAAAGGUAUUUUAUUGAAAUAAUUCAUAAUGCUUAACCGGCAAAAAUGCUAAAAUUGCUAA